Molecule: messenger RNA, 741 nt
Organism: Dracunculus medinensis (Guinea worm)
Lineage: Eukaryota; Metazoa; Nematoda; Chromadorea; Rhabditida; Dracunculidae
Source: the annotation of a GenBank genome assembly
AAUUUUUUUUUUUUUUUAAGACGAGCUAUUCGCCAAAAAACUGAUCCUUCGUUAUCCGAGUUGAGCAAUGAACAAAAUGAGAAAAUUUAUCCGAAUCAGUUAAGACGUUCAUCAAGUAUGCCAAGCAUUCACGCUCUAACUACAAAGCCUUCAAUGAGGCAUUAUUGUUACGACUCGAAAUUGAAUAAGCUUCAAAAGAAAUCAUUGCGCUUCACUUGGAAUCGCUUACAAACGAGAAAUGGUGGGAAAAAGAUCGAAAAUGUCUUUGAAGAGAUAUAUGAACGCUUACUUAAGCAACAAACGGUUCUUCGUGAUAUGUUUACCACUAGAACAUUUUUAUCAGCAAUGUCACGAAGCGAAACGGCAAGUCCUAGGGAUCAUGCCAAGGAAACUGUAAAAAUGAUCGACAUUGUUAUCAAAAAUUUAGAUGUUGUUGAUAGCAAAAGAAGUGACACUGGCAGUCUUUAUGACCCUUUUUUAAUAGGAAAAAUACAUUGUCAUUUACGUCCUUAUGGUCUAAAUGGCAAUUAUUGGGAGAAAUUAGGUGAAACAAUAAUUGAUAUACUACUUGCACAAGAAGCUGUUAGAGAUUUACCAGGUGCAGGACAAGCAUGGGUUGUACUUACAGCAUGCCUUGUCGAUCAACUUCGAGCAGGAUUUGAAGAAGCUAGGUACAGUUCAAACACUAAUUGUUCUUCACUCUUUGCUGAUUCCGAAGGAAAUAGUGAUGAAAAGGUAUGA